CAGCGAUCCUUUCGUCGACGUGAGUCACGUUACAUCGUUUCCAACAGGUCAAUUGAUCGCGAAAACGAGGCUUACACGUCAAAGAGCACAGCCUAAACAAAUUUUCAUAAUCCAAGAGGCAUGGCUUCUCGCGGCCUGCUCUCGUCGACAUGGCGCGCCGCCACCGCCGCGGCACUCCGACCCACGGCCGCCGUUAGACACACCUCGAGUAGCUCGACGUCGGCCAUCGCCUACAAGGCUCUCCGCCGCCGUCAAGCGCCGCUCCCGACCAGCGACGCUCCGCCCGCCUGGUCCUCUGCCCAGGCCGCCGUCUCCAACAUUCUCUACGAGACACCCGUGCCGUCCUCGGCGCCUCCCAAGCGGCACAUCCUCAACUGCCUCGUCCAGAACGAGCCCGGUGUCUUGUCCCGCGUUUCCGGUAUUCUCGCCGCCCGCGGGUUCAACAUCGACUCUCUCGUCGUCUGCAGCACCGAGGUCGUGGACCUGUCGCGCAUGACCAUUGUGCUCACGGGCCAGGACGGCGUCGUCGAGCAGGCCAGGCGGCAGCUGGAGGACCUCGUCCCUGUCUGGGCCGUCCUGGACUACACCGACUCACCGCUCGUCCAGAGGGAGCUCCUCCUGGCCAAGGUCAACAUCUUGGGUCAGGAAUACUUUGAGGAGCUGCUGGACCACCACCGUGAGAUCACCAGCGCCGACGCCGACGUCUCGGCCGCCAGCGAGGGCGAGCAGACCUUGGAGCAGGUAGCGGCCGACUUCCACCCGAGCAGGUUGGCCGCCAGCGAGGCUUUGCGCCACAAGCAUGAGCACCUGAAGAGCAUCACGUACUUUACGCACCAGUUUGGUGGAAAGGUUUUGGACAUUAGCACCAACAGCUGCAUUGUUGAGCUGUCCGCAAAACCCUCGAGGAUUGACUCGUUCCUCAAAUUGAUUGGUCCAUUUGGCAUUCUUGAGUCUGCGAGGACUGGUCUGAUGGCACUGCCGCGGUCACCCCUGUAUGGGCCUAAUGAGGAGGAAGCCCUCAUCAAGGAGGCCGAUGACAUUGUUGACGCCAGCCAGUUGCCCCCUGGUUGAAGGGACUUUAAUUGAAUGUGAACUAGAGCAGCAGAUUGAAUGUACUCUUUUACUCGUACAUGACAUUCAAAUACUUUGUACACGUGCUAUGGGAAGAGAGGCGGCAUUUCUUUUUUCUGGGAUUGAGCUUGUUUAUUCGAUUGCCUCCACGGGGCGGCAAAGCAACUAAACGGCCAAGCCAGUGUCACACGAGCAAAUCAAUAGGGAGAGGGGCGUUCCAGACUCUCCUCAUUGUCGUAUUCUCAAUUGCCGGGAACGAGCGACCAAGGUACUUGCUUUUUGCGCCUGCGUAGAAUCAAAAAGCAUAUAUCAUGCAGGGUAGGCGACCCAGCAGACAGAAGUGGCACAACGCCAGAUCGGCUUACGAUCUGUCUGGAGUGGGGCAAUUCAGUUAAGGGUGCCAGUGUUUGGGUACCUAUCCUGCUAUCUCAGCAGCUAGCAGGGAUGCAAACCGAUUUCCAGAAACAAUUAAUUAAC
Pyricularia grisea is the source of this 1548-nucleotide messenger RNA. RefSeq lists its product as uncharacterized. Gene Ontology annotation, biological process: branched-chain amino acid biosynthetic process. Lineage: Eukaryota; Fungi; Ascomycota; Sordariomycetes; Magnaporthales; Pyriculariaceae. The record is from RefSeq and is a predicted model, not a curated record. Gene Ontology annotation, molecular function: acetolactate synthase regulator activity. Bases 121 to 1071 code for a protein of 316 amino acids. The transcript is spliced from 2 exons. Gene Ontology annotation, cellular component: acetolactate synthase complex; mitochondrial nucleoid.